GAAGCCCCCGGGGAGCAGCUGGAGCGGGGUCGCGGGGCGGCGGGAAGGAGUGGGCGCCUCUAUUUAAGCGGCUUCCCCGCGGCCUCGGGACAGAGGGGACUGAGCAUGGAUUGCGGACUGGCCCUCCUGCUGGCGGGGCUUCUGGGGCUCCUCCUCGGCCAGUCUCUCCAGGUGAAGCCCCUGCAGGUGGAGCCCCCGGAGCCGGUGGUGGCCGUGGCCCUGGGCGCCUCGCGCCAGCUCACCUGCCGCCUGACCUGCGCGGACCGCGGGGCCGCGGUGCAGUGGCGGGGCCUGGACACCAGCCUGGGCGCGGUGCAGUCGGACACGGGCCGCAGCGUCCUCACCGUGCGCAACGCCUCGCUGUCGGCGGCCGGGACCCGCGUGUGCGUGGGCUCCUGCGGGGGCCGCACCUUCCAGCACACCGUGCGGCUCCUUGUGUACGCCUUCCCGGACCAGCUGACCGUCUCCCCGGAAGCCCUGGUGCCUGGUGACCCGGAGGUGGCCUGUACGGCCCACAAGGUCACGCCCGUGGACCCCAACGCGCUCUCCUUCUCCCUGCUCGUGGGGGGCCAGGAACUGGAGGGGGCGCAGGCCCUGGGCCCGGAGGUGGAGGAGGAGGAGGAGGAGCCCCAGGGGGAUGAGGACGUGCUGUUCAGGGUGACAGAGCGCUGGCGGCUGCCGCCCCUGGGGACCCCUGUCCCGUCCGCCCUCUACUGCCAGGCCACGAUGAGGCUGCCUGGCUUGGAGCUCAGCCACCGCCAGGCCAUCCCCGUCCUGCACAGCCCAACUUCCCCGGGGCCUCCCAACACGACCUCCCCGGAGCCUCCCGACACCACCUCCCCGGAGCCUCCCGACACCACCUCCCCGGAGCCUCCCGACACCACCUCCCCGGAGCCUCCCGACGCCGCCUCCCCGGAGCCUCCCGACACCGCCUCCCCGGAGCCUCCCGACGCCGCCUCCCCGGAGCCUCCCAACGCCACUUCCCCGGAGCCUCCCAACACGACCUCCCCGGAGCCGGUCCCCCAGCAGGGCUCCACACACACCCCCAAGAGCCCAGGCUCCACCAGGACUCGCCGCCCUGAGAUCUCCCAGGCUGGGCCCACGCAGGGAGAAGUGAUCCCAACAAGCUCGUCCAAACCUGCAGGUGACCAGCUGCCCGCGGCUCUGUGGACCAGCAGUGCGGUGCUGGGACUGCUGCUCCUGGCCUUGCCCACCUACCACCUCUGGAAACGCUGCCGGCACCUGGCUGAGGACGGCACCCACCCACCAGCUUCUCUGAGGUUUCUGCCCCAGGUGUCAGCCUGGGCUGGGUUAAGGGGGACCGGCUAGGUCGGGAUCAGCCCCUCCUGAGUGGCCAGCCCUUCCCCCUGUGAAAGCAAAAUAGCUUGGACCCCUUCAAGUUGAGAACUGGUCAGGGCAAACCUACCUCCCAUUCUACUCAAAGUCAUCCCUCUGCUCACAGAGAUGGUUGCAUGUUCUGAUCGCCUCCUUUGGAGGAGAAGCUCAUCAGAAACUCAAAAGAAGGCCACCGUUUGUCUCACCUACCCAUGACCUGAAGCUCCUCCCUGAGUGGUCCCCGCCUUUCUGGAUGGAACCACAUACUUCUUACAUAUAUUGAUUCAUGUCUCAUGUCUCCCUAAAAAUGCGUAAAACCAAGCUGUGCCCCGACCACCCUGGGCCCCUGUCGUCAGGACCUCCUGAGGCUUUGGCAAAUAAAC
Molecule: messenger RNA, 1718 nt
Organism: Pongo pygmaeus (Bornean orangutan)
Lineage: Eukaryota; Metazoa; Chordata; Mammalia; Primates; Hominidae
Gene: MADCAM1
Product: mucosal vascular addressin cell adhesion molecule 1
Exons: 5
Coding region: 106-1329 (407 amino acids)
Biological process (GO): positive regulation of lymphocyte migration; integrin-mediated signaling pathway; heterotypic cell-cell adhesion
Cellular component (GO): membrane
Molecular function (GO): integrin binding involved in cell-matrix adhesion
Source: RefSeq, a predicted model, not a curated record